AACAUCUGGGUCGGUCCCAACUUUGGACUUUUCUUGAAGCUUGUAUAGAAAUCCAAUUAUUUUGGGUCCUAUGCCGUAGUUGUAAUUGUACAAAAUGGGCUCGGUACAGAGGCGAGUAUUCCCGUCAACCUUCGUCUUUCGGUGAUCACCUGCUGCGUUGUAUAAAAUAAACGCCGGAUCAAACAUGGCUACCGUCUCUGCCAGCUCUUCACCUCCAUGGACAAGCCCUAACCCUAAUUCUGAUCUCAACCCCGAAUUUCACGAAGACCAGUCACAAAACCUCGACUUGGAUUCCAUAAGACAUCGCCAAUCAACCCUGCCUCACCAAGUCUCCUCUCAGCCAAGUCCCCCUAAUAGUUCACCUCAGUUUCAUGCUCCGACGACCCCUACUCUCCUUCAACUCUCUUUCAACCAAGACCAAGCUUGCUUUGCCGCCGCCACUGACAACGGAUUUCGUAUCUACAAUUGCGAUCCAUUCCGGGAGCUCUUCCGCAGAGAGUUUGAUGGAGGCGAUGACAGUACUGGGGGGAUCGGUCAUGUGGAAAUGCUCUUUCGCUAUAAUAUGCUGGCACUGGUUGGAGGUGGCACCUAUCCUCAGUACCCCCCCAGCAAGGUGAUGAUCUGGGAUGAUCAUCAAGGCAGGUGCAUUGGUGAGCUUUCGUUCCGAUCAGCGGUUCGUGGUGUCCGGCUCCGACGAGACCGAAUAAUUGUAGUUGUGGAGCAGAAGAUUUUUGUGUACAGUUUCGCUGACUUUAAGUUACUUCAUCAAAUUGAGACCGUCGCCAACCCAAAGGGGCUCUGCGAAGUUUCGCAAUUGCCUGAUUCUAUGGUAUUGGCGUGUCCUGGUUUGCAUAAGGGUCAGGUACGAGUUGAGCAUUAUGCACAGAAGAAAACCAAAUUCAUUCUGGCUCAUGACUCAAGAAUAGCUUGUUUCGCUCUUACACUUGAUGGCCAGUUACUCGCCACCGCCAGCACUAAGGGUACUUUGCUUCGAAUUUUUGAUACAGCCAGUGGCACGCUGCUUCAAGAAGUGAGAAGGGGUGCAAAUGUGGCCGAGGUCUAUAGUUUGGCGUUCUCUUCUACUGCUCAGUGGCUGGCAGUCUCGAGUGAUAAGGGUACUGUCCAUGUUUUCAGCCUUAAGGCUAACUCUAGUUCUCCUCAGCAAGAAAAUCCACAGAUGACGACUGAUUCUCAUGCUGCCAGCACACCAUCUAGCUCACCCCGUGCAUUAGUUAAAUUUAAAGGAGUGUUACCCAAGUAUUUUAAUUCGGAGUGGUCACUUGCUCAGUUUCGCUUACGCGAGGGCACUCGUUACACUGUCGCAUUUGGUCAGCAAAAGAAUACAGUCAUAAUUCUUGGCAUGGAUGGGAGCUUCUACCGGUGUCAGUUUGACCCAGUGCAUGGUGGUGAGAUGAAUAAACUGGAAUAUCAGAACUUCUUAAAGCCAGAGACAGCCUCCUGAUACUAGAUGAGAUAAAAGCCUGGAAGAUAAUUCAAUGUUAAUUCUGCUUGAUUAUGUUAUUGGAUGCCGCAUUUAAGUACAUGGAGAUUUAAACAAAGGAUACCUAUAAGUUAGGGUUGAAUCCUCGAUCUUGUAGCUUCCAUUGUAAAUAUCGUGACUUUAUAAAACCAGAGACAGCCUGGACCCUGGAGGAUAUUAAUUUUUCAAAUUUCAGCCUAUAAAGUUAGGGUUAGUUCUGCGACAAAUGUAAAUAGCUACAAUAUAAUACUUGAAGUCGCAUUUAGGAUUGGCGUAUAAAUUAGGGCUGGCCUGUUCCGUUGUAAUUACAGCUUGAUUGGUUAUUUAAUUCUGUAGAUAUUCAAUACUGUGGAUAAGAUAAGGCAA
Neltuma alba is the source of this 1846-nucleotide messenger RNA. RefSeq names its product autophagy-related protein 18a-like. The transcript has 5 exons. The coding region runs from base 185 to 1462 and encodes 425 amino acids. NCBI's taxonomy places the organism in Eukaryota, Viridiplantae, Streptophyta, Magnoliopsida, Fabales, Fabaceae. Gene Ontology annotation, molecular function: protein binding. The record is from RefSeq and is a predicted model, not a curated record.